Planococcus citri (citrus mealybug) is the source of this 2233-nucleotide messenger RNA. RefSeq lists its product as uncharacterized. The transcript is spliced from 2 exons. Bases 334 to 2049 code for a protein of 571 amino acids. The record is from RefSeq and is a predicted model, not a curated record. NCBI's taxonomy places the organism in Eukaryota, Metazoa, Arthropoda, Insecta, Hemiptera, Pseudococcidae.
CUUGCAAUUUAUUAUGUUUAUCGGUCUUAAUGCUUCGCCCCUCUUUCCGUCUGCCUUUAAUAGGUAUCAUAGAGAUACAUAAAGUAUUUAUAAUGUUGUUCGAUUUCCACUGAUCGUCAGAAUUUCUUCAACCGCACUCAGCAAACGAAUCUUAGUCACAGAUCGUUUGCGAAUUUCUCAGCGAUUUCUGCCUGAAAACGAAUCGUAAAUCAUUAGAAGGAAUUCUAAAACAUCUACAAAUAUUACGCUGGAGAGAAACCAAGAAAUACCUACUUGAGUAACUGAUAGGUACAUAUCUUGAGACUAUCCAUACAGUAUACCUUCACCGGCACCAUGUUGCGCUGUAAUCUAACGAACAUAAUACUAUUUGUAAUUCUACAAUUUCUAACAUUAUCAAAUUCGCAAGAACAAGAACAAGAACAACUGGAACUUCUAAAAGACGACCCGCAAUAUGAAGCCUUCAAAAAGAGACACGUUUUAACAUGGCCAAAUAAACAAGGUAUAGAAUUCAUCCACGGUUAUAAAAACGAAAAUGUACCGCCAGUCAUAAGCGUGCUUAAAACCGAGCCCAAAAUAGGCGAAUACACGGAGAAAAAUGGAAACAAUUACGAAUCUAAGGCAGCUAUUGUUUUUGAAAGUUUUUAUACCGCGAGAGUUGGAACAGAAACCCAAUACCGGUGCCUGGAAUAUAAUCAGAAAAUAGAACUUAUUUUCCAGAAUAACAAACCGAUUCAUUUUCAAACUAAACUCAACGCUGAUGAUUUCAAAAAGUCCAACUUCAAAUCUACUUGUAAAUUUUUGAAAGAUAAUCUCGUAAUUCCUACUUCUUACGAAUACAGCGCAGGUGAAGAAAUCAUUGGACAACGGGCGAGCAUCGAUUCGAGUAGUUUUAAUACUACAGACGGAGAUUUAUCAAAUUCCCAAGGACAAGAACCGGAACCACUGAAAGAUGACCCGCAAUAUAACGCCUUCGUGGACAGACACAUUUUAAAAUAUGACAAUAAACUUGCAUCAGAAUUCUUCAACGCUUACUUACGUAGUAAUAGAACAGUACCUCCCGUCAUAAGUGUGGUUGGGAACAAGAAUCAAGUGCCCAUGUUAGGCGCAUACAAUCUGAUAAAUGGCGAUCUGUACGAAUCUAAGGCAGCUAUCGCUUUUGAAAGUUUUUACACCAAGCAAGUUGGGACAGAACAGCUAUACCGGUGCUUGAGUUACAAUCAAAAAAUACAAAUUAGGUUUAAGGGUACGAAGCCGACUCAUUUUGAAACCAUCCUCAACAAGGAUGAUUUUUUGAAGUCCAACUUCCGUUCUACUUGUGGUACACUUUUAAAAGCCCUCAAUCUUAGAGUUCAUCCUUUUUAUGAAAACAAUGCAGGAGCACCAAUCAUUGGAGAACGGGCGAGCAUCGAUUCGAGUAGUUUUAAUACUACAGAUGGAGAAGAUUUAUCAAAUUCGCAAGGACAAGAACCGGAACCACUGAAAGAUGACCCGCAAUAUGACGCCUUCGUAAGGAGACACAUUUUGAAAUAUGACAAUAAAGGCGCAAUAGAAUUCUUCAACGGUUACUUACACAGCAAAAAACCAGUACCCGACAUCAUAAGUGUGGUUGGGAACAAGUAUCAAGUGCCCAUGUUAGGCGCAUACAAUCUGAUAAAAGGCGAUCUGUACGAAUCUAAGGCAGCUAUCGCUUUUGAAAGUUUUUACACCAAGCAAGUUGGGACAGAACAGCUAUACCGGUGCUUGAGUUACAAUCAAAAAAUACAAAUUAAGUUUAAGGGUACGAAGCCGACUCAUUUUGAAACCAGACUCAACAAGGAUGAUUUUCUGAAGUCCAACUUCCGUUCUACUUGUGGUAGACUUUUACACGCCGACAAUCUUAGAAUUCAUCCUUUUUAUGAAAACAAUGCAGGAGCACCAAUCAUUGAAGAACAAGCGAUCAUUGGUUCGAGCAGUUUUAAUACUACAGACGGGACAGGUUCAUUGAUCAACGGUACCAUUGCGAAAGAAAAUGAAAAUCCUUCUGAAACAAUAAUUGCUCCGAGUAACUAGGAAUGUAUAAAUACGAACACUGAAAAACUAAGUUAUUAGAUGUAGAUGGGUCGAGGUAGGUGAUGGGAUGUAUAUUAGUAGGUACUUACAGUUUGGAUUCCAAUUUUCUGUAUAGUUUAUUUAGUUUCAAAGAUAUACUUUCUAUUAUAAAUAAUACAUCAAUUAAAAAAGUUACCUAUUCGAA